AUGGUGGAGAUCAGUGCCCAUUGGGUCAAUGCUAGAUCUCCAGAUAAAGGAGAGAUUGUAAGAGUUUUGACAUCAUUCAUCAUGAACAAUGAAGAAUGGUUUAGAGUAACUGCUUUGCUAGUCAUAGCUCAAGCAGUUUCUACUAUGGUGCUUCCCAAUGCAACAGUAUUUGAGGACAUGCUGGAAAAAUACAUGGAUGAAGAUGGUGAAUGGUGGAUUGCAAAGCAAAGAGGAAAAAGAGCUAUCACUGACAAUGAUAUGAAAAGUAUCUUGGAUAUUCAUAAUAAAUUACGGGGUCAAGUUUAUCCGCAAGCUUCCAAUAUGGAAUACAUGACAUGGGAUACAGAGUUGGAAAGAUCUGCUCAGUCCUGGGCUGAGACAUGUCUUUGGGAACAUGGACCUGCAAGUCUUCUUCCAUCCAUUGGUCAGAAUUUGGGAGCACAUUGGGGAAGAUAUAGACCUCUAACAUUUCAUGUCCAAUCAUGGUAUGAUGAAGUGAGAGACUUUACAUAUCCAUAUCCUCAAGAAUGCAAUCCUUAUUGCCCCUAUAGAUGCUCUGGUCCUGUAUGCACUCAUUAUACUCAGGUGGUAUGGGCAACAAGUAACCGAGUAGGCUGUGCAGUCAACCUAUGUCAUAAUAUGAAUGUAUGGGGACAGAUAUGGCCAAAAGCAAUUUACUUAGUGUGCAAUUAUUCACCCAAGGGCAAUUGGUGGGGGCAUGCUCCAUACAAACAUGGUCGUCCGUGUUCUGAAUGUCCCCCAAGUUUUGGGGGAGGCUGCAGAGAAAAUCUUUGUUAUAAAGAAGGUUCAGAAAGGCAUUACUUUCCAGAGAUAGAAACCAAUGAAGUUGAACGACAUCAGUUACAUGUUCAGAAUACAUUAGAAAACCAAGUGCAACUACAAGCAUCUCCCCGUGAUGAUAGUGAAAGAAAUGAAGUCAUAAGCAAACAACAGAUGUCUCAAAUUGUUUCCUGUGAACUACGGUUAAGGGACCAGUGCAAAGGAACAACAUGUAAUAGGUAUGAAUGUCCUUCUGGAUGUUUGGACAGCAGCGCCAAAGUUGUGGGAAGUGUCUAUUAUGACAUGCAAUCAAGCAUCUGUAGAGCUGCAAUACAUUAUGGUAUCCUAGAUAAUGAUGGUGGAUGGGUUGAUGUUACUAGACUAGGAAGAAGAAAUUACUUCAUAAAGUCCCAAAGAAAUGGAGUCCAGUCAGUUGGGAAAUAUCAAUCGGCUAAUUCAUUCACUGUCUCUAAAGUAACAGUACAAGCUGUCACUUGUGAAACUACAGUAGAACAGUUAUGUCCAUUUUAUAGGCCAGCCACACAUUGCCCAAGGGUCCACUGUCCUCACAAUUGUAUGCAGGCAAAUCCACAUUAUGCCCGAGUGAUUGGAACUAUAAUUUAUUCUGAUAUGUCUAGUAUCUGCCGAACAGCAGUACAUGCUGGAGUAAUUCCCAAUGAAGGUGGCUUUGUUGAUGUCAUGCCAGUGGAUAAGAGAAGAAUGUACACUGCUUCAUUUCAAAAUGGCAUUUCUUCAGAAAGUUUACAGAAUCCUCCAGAGCAAAGCAUUCAGAGUAUUUGCAGUGGUUUGAAGACAAGAAAAUGGUUUCUAUAAUAUCAAAUGCAAAUUUUUACAAGAAACAAAAUUGAUUUUGAUGUGCUUCAAGUUUGUAUAAUAGUGUAAUAUGGUUGUACAGAAGAUAUAUACUAUUUGGUGAUUAGAAGAGUGUUAAACUACAUGAGAAUCUUAAUGAAGAACAAUUUAAAAUGUUAAACAUUGAAAAUUGCAUUUGAGAAGUGAUGAUGAUGGAAAAGUAUAUUAAUCCUGUGUUAAAUAUUGCUAUAUUUUCUUAGCAUUUAUUUCUAUGCGGUGCAUUCAAAACUCAUAACCGUUCCACAUUUUUAAAAACAACAACAGACUACAUUAUUAGUACGGUUGGGUUUUAUAUAUGCCACUAAUAUUAACUGGAAAACUAUAGGUAUAGUAAAACCUAUAACUCUUGUAUAUAGAAUGUUCCAUUGUUUAAAAAAAAAUAACCACAGUCUUUGAAGCAAAGUAUAUAAAAGCUUAUAAAAAGAUUAGGAAAUUUUGCCAGUUUUACAUAAUUUUUCCCUGCCUUACAAAUAAGUCUUUUUACAAAAUAAUUUUAUUAUCUUUCAAUAUACAAACACUCACAGUAGUAGCUUAAUUAUUAUAGCAAAUUUUUAAAAUUGCAUUUUUGUAGAUAAACUCUUAAAUAGGAAAAUAUAGUUGGAUCUCACUAAUGUCUUUCUGAACAGACAUUGCAUAAUAAAAUGGAAGCAUACUCAUGAUUGAUUUUAAUUUUAUCCAUACAGACAUCAGUAGGAAUGACAUUUGACUACAGAUAAUCCUUGAGUUAUGACUGUAAUAGAGACUGCCAUUUAUAAUUGUAACCCAAGGAUUCAUUGAUUGGAUCAUGUUAAAUGAAUGUGAUCCUUAGUUAAGUGCACAUGAGCUAUUUCAGGCUGGGGACGACCAUGGGAGCCUAGUACUAGAACAGGCCACCUGCUUCUGAAACCAAGGCCUCCCCCGACGCACUGGGACAUCUCAUGUUCCCUUGGGAUCCCCACAGGGCUGGGAGGGGGAAACAGGCAAGGGACAUGUUGCAGUGUCUUUUCAGUCAGUUGUAACUUCAUAACUUCAGCUUCGGGUCAUCAGUACUUUUGGGGGGGGGGGUAAUUUUGAAUGGUUGCUAAGUGAACUGUUGUAACUCGAGUAAUACCUGUAUACCUUUAGAAUGGAGUUAAAAUUGAGACCCUUUUAGGUCCCCUAAGUCAUUGUUUAAAAUGUCUUGCAUAACCUUGCAAGUAGUAUUGAGUAGAUACUAAUUAGAUCAUACAGUAUUGAUGAAUUGUACGAAUGUAUGAUAUUGUGCAUAAGUAUUCUUUCUUCAUCUGGCAUACAGUCCUGCAGGGCAGGACAUAAUGCCAAGGAUUAUAAUCCCAGUAUUAUAUUUUUCUAUCAAUGAAUUUAAUUUCUUUCUAGCAACAAACACUGUGCAUUAAUUAAAUUGUAUUGUGGUAUAUUCAGAAUAUAUUCUAAGGCUGCCCAGAAUUGCUGUGGAAUUGAGCAGUCUUAGAAAUCUAAAUUAUAAAUAAAUAAUGCUGGUGACAAUAUCAAAUUUUCUAAGAAAAUUGUAUUGUAAAACACUGUAAAAGUAAUAAAAAACUUUAUAUGUUUUGUUUUUGUAACUUUAUAAUUUGUUAUUGUUUUUUCAAGAUAUUUUCAGAAUUGCUGUUCUGAAAACAUGUACUGAUACACGCUUCUUAAGACAGCCUUUUUUGGCUAAUUAUUCCUAUAGAUAUUGCAAUAUUUGUUUCACUACAUACACUACCUCUUGUAGUUAGGCAAGUGUUCAGCCCCCCCACUCCGUACACCAAGGCACUCCAAGAUAAGAUUACGAUUUAUUCACAGUAAAUCAACACACUGACUAGACCUUGGCAGAAAUUCAGACUUCCAAGAUAAGAAAUAUACACAAGAACUUCUCCAGCAUUGGUAAUGAAGUUGAAUCCUGCAAACAAUCUCCUCCCAAAGUCUCUCCUUAUAUACUCUCAUGAGAGGAGCCUAAUUACAACCACCUGGUUCAAUUAUCUUCUGUAUCUGUGUAGUUGUUCUCUGCGUCUAUCAGCCCGCCGUUGCCUGGCAUCCAGGACCAACUCCCUUGUCUCCUCCACACUGCUCCAAGGCCUGACGUCAUGGGCACAUUCCUUUGGCUUACAUUGCUCCAUGCCUCAGGUGCCUCCUGGUGGCCAACCAGCCUCUCUGGUCCCUGCUCAGAG
Thamnophis sirtalis is the source of this 3800-nucleotide messenger RNA. RefSeq names its product cysteine rich secretory protein LCCL domain containing 1 (gene CRISPLD1). The record is from RefSeq and is a predicted model, not a curated record. Gene Ontology annotation, cellular component: extracellular region. NCBI's taxonomy places the organism in Eukaryota, Metazoa, Chordata, Lepidosauria, Squamata, Natricidae.